UCGAAAACAACUUCAACUUAGAACCGGCGCUAUAUUAUAGUGAGUUGAAGAUGGCAGAAGAAGUGCCAACAGACCUUUUGCAGGAUACCUACCAACAAGCACAGGACCUUAUACCCAGGAAGGUGAAACGUGCUUGUGAUAUUCGGUACGAGGUCCUCAUCAAACUGGGGAACAUGUUGGAUCGGCGCGACCCAGACGGUAACGACUGGAGGGUCAUGGCGUCCAAACUGGACAUACCGAACUCACGGAUCGACAACAUUGCCUGCAAGGAGACUGAGAAGACUGUGGCCGUGCUUCGGAACACUACCCACGUGUCGACGAGACAACUGGUGAAGGCACUGUAUGAGAUGGGACAGAGGGACGCUCUGCAGCUAUUGGUUGACUUUUAUUCAUCAACUAACGGUGAAGACCCUGAAGAACAAGUGAGGGCACAUCCAGGGAGAACCCAGUCAAUGGAUGGACCCACCGAGUCUGAUGAACGCUAUCCCGUCCAAGUCCGGCCUGACAGGGCAAUGUCGGAGCCCGUACCUGACAGCGGAUACAGCGGUGACAGUUGUCGCUUGCCGAGACAAGAGUCUGACCAGGGAAGGCAGGGAGCCACUGGCGGGCCUUCUCUGAUGUCCUCCUUCUCUUCAACAUCUUCCAUGUCAUUUCCACAGUUCAGCCAAGGUUCAACAGAGGACCGUAUAGAGGAGGAUUUCUUCUGUGAGGAAUCCAAACAGUUUUGGUACACUGUCAAGGGCAACUCAGCAGAGUUCAAGAUCUAUUUCCACUUUGUGACAGCUAUGAAGAAUUCUUUUCCAAAUGACCCACUGGCCACCCAGCUGAAGAACAACAAAGCCUUGAAACUCAUUAAACAUGUCUUUGGGAUAAAAGGUGACAAGCGUGAUAAAGUACAGGUAGACAAGUUUGUGCUCCUUCUUGGCUGGUUUGGACCGUUCAAAGCAGAUGCACAUGGACACUGUGUAUGUCUGGCACAGAUCCAGUCUUUGAUAGACGGAUCAACCACCAGAGUGGGCAACAGGCUUGAUAGCUGGUUUGCGGGUUACAUGAGCCAAGACGAGGCGAACCGUCGGCUGAAAGGGCAGAAAAAAAGCACGUUCCUGGUGAGGUUCAGCGAGAGUCUGAGAGAAGAGGGCGGAUUCUCUGUAGGGUUGAGUCUGGGAGAGGAUCAGGAACCCGUGCACUUCAAUAUCAAGGGAAAUCCAGUGGUGGCAGCAUCCAUGGAACCGUUUAACGCACAUCUGGAGUUUGUGCCAGACCACGAGCCAGCCAAAACGUACCCUGACUUGGUGACGCUGGUGAACAAGCGACUUACCAGCGGAAACCCAGUGUACGAGGACGUGUUCUGUGUCCGGCCAUGCCAGGACUUGCCCUUGAAUGUGACCUUCACAGGUUACGAGGAAAAUGCGCGGUAGAAUGUAAAGGCGUAGCUAUGCAGUUUUUAGCUUAAAUAUUUUGUUAUGCAGUUAUAAGAACAUAAUUGUCAUAAUCUGCAGUGUAUUAGUUACUGUAAAUGCACAAACUUUCGUGGUGGUUUAAUGUUCGCAGUUUUUGCUUUGGCCACUUUACCGUGAACUUAAAAUCACCGCAAACAUUUUUGUGGCAGUAAGAGACUACAGUGCAUGAUGUAACCGCAAACCCAAAACCACCGCAAAAAGUCGUUUUUUCCGCUACCGCGAAAUUAAAUCCCAGCAAACUUAAAUGCAUUUACAGUAUCAAAUGUUGGUUUGUGUGAAACUGUGCACUGGCAUAGGGGUAAAAGUGUUUUCCCUGUAGUGGGAAGGUCUAGAGUUCAAGGUCAAAACCAAAGACUUGUAAAGAAAUGCGAGCACUAGUCUAAGACUCUGCGUAGCACUUGAAAUAUAUUCUAUGGUAGUUGAACACGUGUGCUGUGUCUUGCACUACAAAACUACGUUAUGCUUGUUUUAACUGUGUUACAACUGAAAGACAUCGAAAUUUUAAUGUUACAUUUUCAUCUUGCCAAAAGAUUGACUACUUGUAUGAUGAACAAAACUAGAUCAGUUUUAAUUAACAGUCAUGAAGUGAUGUAGUAGUAAUGGUUGACUGUGAACUGUGUUGCCACCUUAACUGAAAGACAUCGAAAUGGAACAUAACAUUCCAUCUUGCCAAAAGAUUGACAACUUGUAAGCUGUAUGAGGACCAAAUCAAUUAAAUUGGAUCACUAUAUAAAGUUUUUAACAGUCAUGAAGUAAUAUAAUA
Branchiostoma floridae (Florida lancelet) is the source of this 2223-nucleotide messenger RNA. RefSeq lists its product as uncharacterized. The record is from RefSeq and is a predicted model, not a curated record. The transcript has 11 exons. Lineage: Eukaryota; Metazoa; Chordata; Leptocardii; Amphioxiformes; Branchiostomatidae. Gene Ontology annotation, molecular function: protein binding. Gene Ontology annotation, biological process: signal transduction. Bases 51 to 1418 code for a protein of 455 amino acids.